Molecule: messenger RNA, 1181 nt
Organism: Heterobilharzia americana
Lineage: Eukaryota; Metazoa; Platyhelminthes; Trematoda; Strigeidida; Schistosomatidae
Source: the annotation of a GenBank genome assembly
GUGAAAUAAACUGCCCUCCCCAAACAGACGUUAAAUUUUUAAAUUAUACUAUAUUGGUCAAGUUAACCUUGAAGCGUGAUUUAAAUUGACUUGACUGACUAAUGAAGGAUUUCUGAAAGACUCUAUUUCAUUAUUAUAAUCCUGAGGAUCUGUUAAAAACUAUCUGUUAGGAAAUUAUAAAAAGGACAUUAUGCAAAAUCAUCAAACUGGUGGACGUAAAACUGUCGAUAUUUGUGAUUUAAUUCUUGAAUAUGUGAUACAAUUUCCAUUUGCUAAAGAUGUAAAAUCUCGAAUUAAUUUAGAUGAUAUUCAAAUGACUGAUAUUGAUUUUACCCGGUUAAAAAUUAUUCAUAAAGAAACUGAAUAUCUUUCAACAAAUUUGAUAAAUGGUGAUAUAGAACCAAACUCAACAACAACAACAACAAUUUUAGCGCCAACAGUGAAAAAAAAUCUUAAAAGUCAUGUUCUCUUCUCAUCUUUAUUUACUAAUAAUACAAGUGAAACACAAACAAAUCAUUUACGUACUGAACGUCGUACAAGUUCAUCAUGUCGAUUAAGUUUACAAAAAGCUGUUACAAAAGGUGGGAAUUUAAAUUUACAAAUUGGACCACCAAGUAUGUCUGUUCAAGCAAAUGGUGGUUUUCGACGUGAAGUAACAAUGUCUAAGGAUAUUGAACAAGUAUUUGAAGAAGAACUUAUUUGGACUUUAGAUACAGAGAUAGUUGUCCCUCCAGGCUAUCGUACACGUGCUGAACUAGUCAUAACAGAAGAUGAAUACAAUGGGAAAUUUCAAGUUGAAACUAUAUUCGAAGGUUCAAUCUCAGUGAAACUACGAGAUAAAAAAGACGGAUCUGUUGUAUCUGUUGUAGUCAUAAACGAUUUGAGCAAACUAUUAAACUCCAAGCAUGGUUUCCAUCCAAUUCCAAAUUCAACAGGCGCUGUUAGUUUCAUCAAUGAAGGCUCAUGUCAUUGUCACUUUGGAAUUGGACAACGUGUUGAACUGCAUGAAGAGAAAAUUUAAGAGUGAAGUUUUUUGUUACUUAUCAUUAUACUACUGUUAUUUCAUAUAAGUAGCACGAAUUCUUUUCAAAAAUCCCAGUAACUUCUCAAGUGUAUCUUGAUAUAUCUACGAAUCAUUUCGCCUAUUUAAUUAUCAUAAUAUAUAAAUGUUUAUUAUUAAA